This is a messenger RNA of Cynara cardunculus var. scolymus (artichoke), 2046 nucleotides long. Its product is annotated as transcription termination factor MTEF18, mitochondrial. The transcript is spliced from 3 exons. Gene Ontology annotation, molecular function: double-stranded DNA binding. Gene Ontology annotation, biological process: regulation of DNA-templated transcription; chloroplast organization. The coding region runs from base 1 to 1683 and encodes 560 amino acids. The record is from RefSeq and is a predicted model, not a curated record. NCBI's taxonomy places the organism in Eukaryota, Viridiplantae, Streptophyta, Magnoliopsida, Asterales, Asteraceae. Gene Ontology annotation, cellular component: chloroplast.
AUGCUUCUCCGGCGUACAAUCCUUUCUUACCCCACCAAUCGCCACCAUUCCUCCGCCGCUAAAAACCUCCAAUCUCUCUCAAAAAUACCUCACAGAUACAGAGCCAAAGCCAUCCGACAAGCCCAAGAAGCCCUUACAGACUACCUCCAUGCCGUCAGGACUAUACCUUACACAUUUGCGGAGAACAUCAGCAAGUACUCUAUCGUCUCCCUAUCUGGUGCUAUAUCUAAAGUAAAAUUUUCGACAUCAGAUUUUUCCAAAUCCUUGCAGAGGUUCUUCAGGUACCAUCCACUUAACGAAUUUGAGUUAUUCUUUGAAAGUAUUGGCAUUGAUGUUAAUGAACUUGAUGGGUUUUUGCCUGCUCGUAAGUUCUUUUUAUCGGAAGAUCUGAAUGCGUUUGAUGCUGCUUGUGUGCUUUACGGUUUUGGGAUUCCUUGGAAUAAAUUGGGAAUGCUGUAUAAAGAAGAAAAAACAAUUUUUGAUAAGGACCCAUGUGAAUUAAAGGAAAUUUGGAGGAGGUAUAUGAAUUGUGGGUUCACUAGUUCAUCUUUAAUUGGGAUUUGCUUGGUUUUUCCUCAUUUAUUGAGUGGGGAUAGUGAAGUUGAGAUACUUUUCAAUGAUUUGAAGAGGAUUGUCAUAGAUUUUGAUUUGAUAAGUGAUGUGGAGGGCAAUGUGGAUGCUUGGAUUGAGAUUUGUAGAAAGAUUCGGAUGUUUUAUGACUUGGGUUGCAGGAAACUUGACAUAUGGGAGAUGAUGGGUAGAAGUAAAAAGAUUUUGGUACAAUGUCCGGAAGAAACUUUAACCGAAAAACUCAAGUACUUUUGUAGAUUUCAUGUUACAAAUGAGGAGGUCACAUCUUUACUCCUUUUGGGACCUAAAAUCUUUGAAUUUGAUCUAAAAAGUCCGCUUUUUUGUGUUGUGGGACUCCUAAGACACUUUGGGUUGUCUGAAGAACACUUGAAUUUUGUCAUUAAGAAGUACCCUUAUGUUUUUGGUAGAAAUCGGCUAGCUAAUCUUCCACAUGUAAUGAGAGCUCUGAAUCUUAAUCAAUGGUUCUUCGAUAAGAUAAGAGAUGGCGGUCAUAAUCUAUUAACUAGUUAUGCCAUUGGCAGUUCUCAUGAAGAUUGCGAUCAAGAUUUUGCUGAAGACAUGGUGACGAUUCAAUCUUCUAGAGUCCACAAUCACACUUUAAGUAAGUUGGAAUUCUUGCAUAGUAUUGGAUACGGAGAGAAUGGUUUCACUGUAAAAGUGUUGAAACACGUUCAUGGUACCAGUAGACAGUUACAGGACCGAUUUGAUUGCUUAAUUCAUAACGGAAUUGAAUUUUCAAAGCUAUGUAAGAUGAUUAGUUUGUCACCAAAGAUUUUAAAUCAACAAUCAGAAAUCCUUGAGAAGAAAGUUGAAUUCCUUUGCCACGAAAUUGGCUCCUCCUUGAACUAUCUUGACAUCUUUCCAGCAUAUUUCUGCUUUGACUUAGAGAAAAGAAUAAAGCCCCGAUACAGAUUUCACAUGUGGCUUAUGGAAACCGGUUUGUGUGAAAGAGAGUAUUCCCUUGCUAGCAUUGUUGCCACUAGUGAGGUGCGCUUUAUUGCUCGUAUUUAUAGAAUUCACCCGGCUGCUCCAAAGAAGUGGCUUGAACUAUUUAUGAACCGAGAUUAUGCUAGUUUCCAAGAGACUUCAUAGUGUGGCAGCCUAUAGUCUUUUAAGCACUGAAUGCUGAAUGCUAAUUUCCAAGAAACCCCAUAGGUUACCAAUUCGACUCUCCUCAAGGGCAUUGGGCAUUUCUCCAACUGUUAUCUUCAGGGCUCUGCUUGGGAUUAGUAGAGGUGCGUGCAAGCUGGAUCAGACACUCACGGUUAAAAAAGUGCUGAUGGCGUACUACUGCUGCUGUGUGCUCUGUUCAAUUGAGGUCACACUCGAUGCAAAAAGAGUUGGGAACCAUGAUGCUGGCUGCAGUGAGGUCUUUUGGUUCUUUGCAUAUAUGGUCAUCCAUCAACUCAAAGGCUAAGCAAUGGUGGACUAACUGGGCUUGCUCAUGUGGUUCAC